UACCGUGUAUACCAUUUUAAUGCUUCAACAUAUAAAAAUGCAAUUAGUUUAGAAUAUUUAUCCACUUAGGUCUGCCAUUAAUUUUAAUUAAGUUAAUUGUCAGAAUUAUAAUUUUGUAUUGAAAUGGUUAUUUCCAUCAUAGGCGUAUUAGAAAUGGCAGUGUAAUAGGAUCGGGUACAUGAAAAAGUCAUUAACUAACUACAUACGCAAAUUAAUAAGAUCAUAGUAUAUUAUAUGUACCUAUUCCAAAUUUUCUUGAUUUUACAAAUUUUACCAUCAUGAAAGUGGAAACUUCAGCACCGACAACAAAAGUGCGCCCACUUCCACAAGAACUGCAACAGAUUGCCGAGAAAGAAUUGAACGAAGUGAAUUCUCGUCUUACUAGCGACAUUCAGCAAAUAAGAGAUUGGAUCAAUAAGCAACCGCAUUUCAACUUUGAUAUCGGUGACCAGUUGCUGGUUUCGUUCCUUCGAUGCAGCAAAUUCAGUUUAGAACGCACAAAAGAAAGGUUGGACAGAUACUUUACAAUAAGAACGAUGGCACCAGAAGUGUUCACAAAUAGAGACCCCUUACUACCCGAACUGCAAGCUAUCUUAGAAGCUGGUUUCAUUCUUCCACUACCCAAUGUGGCAAAAGAAAAUGGCCAUAGAAUAAUCGUCCUUCGGUACAGCGAUAAUCUUAAUCCUAAUCUAAUGACGAUGGUAAACAUUGCUAAGCUAAGUUAUAUGGUCCUGGAUAUACUGCUACGUGAGGACGACAACGCUGUCGUUAGUGGUAUCUUAUUGUGGAGUUAUUGUAAAAAUUUUCCGUCGAAAUAUACUAUUCAGAUGACUCCGGCCAGUUUACAGCGAUACUCAGUGAUUGAAGAAAAGGGAUUUCCUUUUAGAAUGAAAGGAGCGUACUACUCACACGUUCCGAAAAUUUUCGAAACUUGUUACAAUGUUUUCAAAGUUUUCUGCUCAGAAAAACUAAAACAAAGGAUGGGAUUGUAUAGUGAGAACAACUCUGAGGAGUUAUUUAAGAAAAUUCCAAAGGACUUGUUACCGCAGGAGUUUGGAGGUUGCAAUGGCUCUGUAAAGGAUCUGACGGUUUUUUGGAAGGAUAAGGUGGAAAGUUACCGAGAUUGGUUCCUUAAGGACGAACAUUGUAAGAUUGACGAACGAUUACGACCAGGUACUCCAAAAACCUGUUCUGAAGUUUUCGGCUUGGAGGGUUCUUUUAGAAAACUGGAUCUAGAUUAACGAUAGUAAUUGUGUAUGUAAUGUAAAGUAAGUAAGGACAUUGAAUAAUAAAUCUGAAUUUAUUAUUCAAUGGUAAGGAGAUAAAUAUCGAAAGAAUAUAUCAACCGUGUUCAAGCGUU
Messenger RNA from Photinus pyralis (common eastern firefly), 1360 nucleotides. RefSeq names its product retinol-binding protein pinta-like. The transcript is spliced from 5 exons. Lineage: Eukaryota; Metazoa; Arthropoda; Insecta; Coleoptera; Lampyridae. Gene Ontology annotation, molecular function: phosphatidylinositol bisphosphate binding. Bases 279 to 1241 code for a protein of 320 amino acids. Gene Ontology annotation, cellular component: membrane. The record is from RefSeq and is a predicted model, not a curated record.